Pseudozyma hubeiensis SY62 is the source of this 771-nucleotide messenger RNA. RefSeq lists its product as hypothetical. The coding region runs from base 1 to 771 and encodes 256 amino acids. NCBI's taxonomy places the organism in Eukaryota, Fungi, Basidiomycota, Ustilaginomycetes, Ustilaginales, Ustilaginaceae. The record is from RefSeq and is a predicted model, not a curated record. The transcript has a single exon.
AUGCACUCCGAAACGCUCGACAAGUACGACGAUCUCAACGAUCCCAUCCCCACCGAAGAGCAAGAGAAGCUCCUUCGCGAGCUGAAAGCCAAGAACGACGCUUCCAACUACUUCUACCGUGCGGCGCUCCUCUUCAUGGUCCUCCUCGUGUUUAUCACAUACCUCACUCCAAUCCCAUCCUACAUUGACGGCACGCACCCCGAAAGCCACCUCACGCUCUUCCACCACGGAGUGCACGUCAUCGGCACCGAAGACCAUCUCACCUACCUCCCCGCCUUCCCCAUCUACCUCUUCUUCUUUGCUGUUCAAGGAUACCUCCUCUACCUCUCCGCCCUCGAACUUCUCUCCCUCCUGGGUCACGACUCUCUGCUCUCCACCAUCACCCGUCGAAACGCCUCGCUCUACCGAUCGCACCCCUUCGGCACCGCCCCCUCCUACCUAGUCUCCAUCCUCUCCGAUAUCCGCUACUCCACCGGCAACAAGGUCAACCUCCACGAGCGCGCAGACCAACCCGCCGCCAUCGGCUCCGAAAGCAAGGCCCUCUACGACAGCCUCUCCAACCCGAGGCUGCUCUACCUCUGGUUCCUGUUCGUAGCGGGUCUCCCGCUGCCGCUGCUGAUCUUUGGCGCGGGCAACUUUAGCAACGCCGGCUGGUUCAGCUUCACGCCCGCGGUGACUGGGCUGGUGCUGGUGAUGGAGACGUGGAUCAGGAGGAGCGAGAACCAGUUGUUGGGGUUGGACGGGCUCAAGUACGAUCACAAGUCGGCGUAG